This is a messenger RNA of Quercus lobata, 7100 nucleotides long. Its product is annotated as TMV resistance protein N-like. Gene Ontology annotation, biological process: defense response. Lineage: Eukaryota; Viridiplantae; Streptophyta; Magnoliopsida; Fagales; Fagaceae. Gene Ontology annotation, molecular function: ADP binding. Bases 1214 to 4315 code for a protein of 1033 amino acids. The record is from RefSeq and is a predicted model, not a curated record. The transcript has 11 exons.
GUAGUUUUCGCCGCGCUAUUAUGUCUCUUGGGCCUCUUCAGUUUUUUCACACGCGUUAAUCUAUUCCCACUUCCAAGAGUCUUCAGAUCUCAGAUAUAUUUCUCUCUCAAGUCUCUCUCUCCCUGAGUUCAAGCCUUUAGAUCCAUAAACACACAGCUGGUGCCGCAGUUCAUCCCAAUCACUGACAAAUCGAUCCGUGACGUUUCCUGCUUCAAGUUUGUACCGGCCGAUAUCCAUUAAUCUGCCGAAAUCCGAUAUACUCUCCGGUAUGGCCACCCAGAUCAACGACGGAGCUUCCUCUUCUUCUUUCUCUCCCCAAUUCACCUAUGAUGUUUUCUUAAGUUUCAGAGGUGAAGACACCCGCUAUAAUUUUACAAGUCAUUUAUAUCAAGCUUUAUGUGAUAAGGGUUUUAACACCUUUAUUGACAAUGAACUUCCAAGAGGAGAAGAAAUUUCAAUGGAACUUCUUAAAACUAUUGAAUUGUCAAAGAGUUCGGUUGUUUUGUUCUCUGAAAAUUAUGCAUCUUCUAGUUGGUGCUUAGAUGAACUUGUAAAGAUUCUUGAGUGGAGGAAUAACGGACUAUUCGUUCUACCUGUAUUUUACAAAGUGGAUCCGUCAGAAAUUCGUAAACAAAAGGGAAAGUUUGGAGCAGCGCUAACUCAACAUGAAGAAAAUUUGAAGGAUAAUGUGGAGAAGGUUCAGAGGUGGAGGACUGCUUUGAUUAAAGCAACUGGCUUGUCUGGGUUGCAUUACAAGGAGGGUUGUAAUGAAUCUGAAACUCAAUUUAUCCAAAGAAUUAUUAAAGAGAUAUCAGUUACUAAAUUGAAUCGCACUCAGUUAUUUGUUACUGAACACCCAGUUGGAAUAGAAUCUCGUGCGGAUGCUAUACAAUCUCUUUUAGAUUUGAAGUCAAAUGAUGUUCGCAUGGUAGGGAUUUAUGGUCUUGGAGGAGUAGGUAAGACUACAAUUGCAAAGGCUAUUUAUAACAGAAUCGCUAAUUGUUUUGAAUUGAGUUACUUUCUAGAGGAUGUCAAAGAAAAGUCGAGUACAAAUGAUGACAUGAUCAAACUACAAGAGACGCUUCUUUCUAAGAUCUCACGGGGCAUGUAUAUAAAGGUAGACAGUGUACCCGAAGGAAUUAUCAUGAUAAAGGAAAGACUUUGUCUUACAAGAUUUCUUUUAAUUCUUGACAAUGUGGCUGAAUAAGAAGUGAUGGUAAAUUUACUUGGAGAAUGUAAUUGGUUUGCACUAGGAAGCAGAGUCAUUAUAACAACAAGAGACAAACACGUGCUAAACAUUCUUGGAAAAGAUCUUCCAAUUUAUGAGCUUAAGGAAUUAAAUCAAUCUGAAUCUCAUGAACUCUUCAACCUGCAUGCCUUCCCAAAAAUUGAACCUAAGAAAGAUUAUUUAGAAGUUGCAGAGCAAAUCAUACAUUAUGCCAAUGGCCUUCCAUUAGCUCUUAAAAUAAUAGGUUCUGAUUUGUGUGGAAAAAGUAUAUGUGAUUGGAAAAGUGCGUUCGAAAAGCAUAAAAACAUUCCUCACAAAAAAAUUGUGGAAAAGCUCAAAAUAAGUUAUGAUGGACUUGAAAAGACCGAAAAGGAUAUUUUUUUGGAUAUUGCAUGUUUCUUUAAGGGAUUCAAUAGGAGUUGUGUAGAGAAUAUAUUAGAUGCUUGCAAAUCAUAUCCAGGUUAUGGAAUUGGAAAACUUAUUGAUAAGUGUCUCAUAACUGUUGGUCAAUUUGGCGAGUUGUGGAUGCAUGACUUGCUUCAACAAAUGGGGAGAGAAAUUGUUCAACAAGAAUCAGAAGAGCUAGGAGAACGUAGUAGGAUAUGGUGUUUUGAGGAUGCUGAAGAAAUACUAACUACAAAUAUGGGAUCAAGUAAAAUUCGAGGCAUUAUGUGCUACUCACCUCAACCAAUCAUGAUGCCAAUAGGAGCUAAAGCUUUUGAAAAGAUGAAAAAUCUCAAAUUUCUUAUAGUUCGUAACGUACGCAUUUGUGAAGAACUUGAAUAUCUCCCCAAUGGGUUAACAUUGCUUCAAUGGCCUGAAUUUUCAUUUUCCUUGCCAUCUAACUAUUAUCCUCGACAACUUGUUGAACUUGAGAUGCCACGUAGUCUUAUUAGAUUGGAGACAACAUUCAAAUUGGAAAUCCAGCUAAAAUAUUUAAAACGUAUCACUCUCUCCGAGUGUGAGUCCAUUACAGAAUUACCUGAGUUUCAUACCCCAAGCCUAGAAAUAUUGGAUCAUAGUUAUUGUCAAAAUUUAGCUAAGGUUCAUGAGUCACUUGGAUUUCUUGAUAAGCUUCAAAUAUGGGAUCUCUGUGGUUGUAGAAAACUUCAAAUUCUUCCGAAGUCUCUCAAGUUGAAAUCUUUAAAAUAUCUCUAUCUCAGGGAGUGUGAGUCCAUUACAGAAUUACCUAAGUUCUGUACCCCGAGCCUAGAAAAUUUGGAUCAUAGUUAUUGUCAAAAUUUAGCUAAGGUUCAUGAGUCACUUGGAUUUCUUGAUAAGCUUCAAAUAUGGGAUCUCCGUGGUUGUAGAAAACUUCAAAUUCUUCCAAAGUCUCUCAAGUUGAUAUCUUUAAAAUAUCUCUAUCUCAGGGAGUGUGAGUCCAUUACAGAAUUACCUGAGUUUUGUACCCCGAGCCUAGAAAAUUUGGAUCAUAGUUAUUGUCAAAAUUUAGCUAAGGUUCAUGAGUCACUUGGAUUUCUUGAUAAGCUUCAGAUAUGGAAUCUCCGUGGUUGUAGAAAACUUCAAAUUCUUCCAAAGUCUCUCAAGUUGAUAUCUUUAAAAUAUCUCUAUCUCAGGAAGUGUGAGUCCGUUAUAGAAUUACCUGAGUUCUGUACCCCAAGCCUAGAAAUAAUGGAUCUUUGGUUUUGUGAAAAUUUAGUUAAGGUUCAUGAGUCGGUUGGAAUUCUUGAUAAGCUUCGGGAAUGGGAACUCUGCCAUUGUAAAAAACUUCAAAUUCUUCCAAACAUCCUCAGGUUGAAAUCUCUUACGAAGUUUGAUCUUAGAAAUUGCUUUAGGCUUGAGAAGUUUCCUAAUAUUCAUCCAGAAAUGAAAUGUUUAAGGAGUUUAAAUUUAGGGGGGAGUGGUAUUCGAGAGUUGCCUUCAUCAAUCGAGUAUCUCACUGGGCUCCAACUCUUAGACUUACGUUGUUGCAAAAACCUUAGGUAUCUUCCGGAUGACAUCUAUAAAUUACAACUUAUUGAUGAACUAUAUAUUCCAACUGCCAAAUUGAGACAGACAUACAAUUAUUUGGAUGGCUUUUCCAGAGGUGGGGUUUUGAAGUUGACAUCGUUGGAUUUCAGGGGCAAUAAUAAUAUAAUUGAAUUAGAUUUUUUGAUGAAACCCGAGUACUUCCCCGUAUUGUAUUCUUUAGAUCUAUCUGAAACUAAUAUUGUUAGCAUCCCUGAAAGCCUAAGCAGAUUUGUGAAUUUAGCGGUCCUUGAGAUACGAAAUUGCAAGCAGCUUCAAGAAAUUCCAAGGCUUCCCCAAUCUAUACUAGAUGUGGAUUUAGGAAAUUGUUGUUCGUUGAAUGCACAAUCAUUAAGCAGAUUAUUGAAUCAGAUUGGAGAAUUUUUCGAGAUUUUACCAAAUAAAGCUUGCAAGGGAACAAGAAGUAGGAUAUUAUGGGAUGAGAUUCAUUUCCAUCACUUGCUUUUUAUAAUUAGACCACCAGGAACUGAGAUUCCAAAGCAGUUGAAGUUAAACCAUGAAAGUGAUGGAAAUGUCAUAUCAUUUUGGGUUGGUUGCAAAUUUCCAAAUAAUUUUUUUGUCUGUUUUGCUCUUGGACCGCUGAAAUAUCCAUGGAAAUCAAUCUUUAGUGUUUGCCUUUCCAUCAAUCGUUGUAGCCCAGAGCACCUCUUUUCAACUGAUGCAGAUGAAUUAUCCGACCAUCUGUGGAUAGUUUCUUUAUCUAAUAAGAGAUUGCAGGACCAAUUGAAUAAGUCAAGCCCAUCUGAACGAAAUUACGUUGAGGUAAUAUGUGAAAUGAAGCGUUUGGAUACGACGACUGGUUGGCCUCAAUAUGUUGUGGUGGAUUGGAUUAAAAACCAUCCAAGAGGGUGGGGGGUCGAUGUAAAGUGCAUCUGUCACUAUUGUAGACAUCAAUGCAAAGAAGAAACCAUCGACCAACCUAUGCCAGACGUCCCCAAAAACACUACCUGUCCCACUUCAAAAAUGGAAGAGAUAGAUCCCACUCCCAGGGCUGUCAACAAUGGAGCAGAAGAUUCAGAGCUUUCAACCCACGCUUACAUCAAUGAUGGUUUCAACUCCAUGUUAUAUCCACCAUCAAAGAAGGCAAGAAAAUCUUGAUCAAACUUAGAUGCCAAGUAAUGAUGACAGAGCCACGACUUCAGCAUUCUUGGGUUGAUUUCUGUAGCUGUUGAUUAAAGCAAUUCCUCAUACAUAAGAGUUCUAUGCCCAAAAAUGAUCAUUCUGUUCCCUAGGAUCCUCUAUUCUGGUAUUUUGAUGACUUCAUACUUUAUGGAACUGGUACAGAUGUAAGUAUUUUCUUUGGUAGGUGAUGUCCUUAUUUUGUACACAUUAGAAUGAAUCACAAUAUCUGCAACUGUGAACUAGUCUUCUAUCACUUUGAAGACUAUAGCUCUGUAACCAUUUCAUGUCUCACCUACUUGCAAAUCCUUUGUGAAUAAAUUUAGGAUUACCUCCGAUUAAUUUUAUUGUAGUAAUUUUCUAAGGUUCUUUGGCAUUCUCUUACUUAUUUCACUUUGAAUUACUGAUAUAUACAAAUUCAAUUUUCAAUACACACACACACACAAAAAGGAUCACCUUGAGAACGUAUUAUUAGAAUGCCUUGUAGAGAAAAGUAAACGUUGUUAAUGAGCAAAUAGUUAUGCUUGUAUAUCCUGUACAAACAAUAUACAUGAAUAAUACUUUCUUAUAAAUAAAAAUACUGUGGAGAAGAGGUCACUUAUUACCAAUGAGUUAUAGCUCAUUUGGUACUUCCUCCUCCAAUAAUAAUGGAAUGGAGGUGAGGCCAUGGUUUCAAUAGGAGAAAAAUAUGAACUUGAACAACAGCUCCAAGAGAAACAACUUCAUUAGGAUUUACAGUCACAUUGGGCUCUUUUCUAGUCAUCUUCCUCACCAGUUCCUGAAUAGCUGGGAUCCAAGUUGAACACCAACAAGGAUUACUUCAUCUAUAUCUUUGAAGGAAAGCGCUUUGUAUCACUCAAUGCAAUUUCAACUUGUCCUCGAGAAAGACAAGCAAGCUCUACGUCUCACUGAGAGUGCUGAGAAAGUGAAAAUAGAGCUGUUGUCUUUGACUCAGACCAAUAUUAGUUUACCUUUCAUUACCCCCACUACAAAUGGCCCAAAACACAUUGACACCACUCUGACAAGGGUCAAGUUUGAAGAAUUGUGUUGAAAUUUAUUGGAGAGUACCCAAGUCCAAACUCCUUCGACUGUAGGCUUUUGGUUUCUCUGCUUUUAGGGCCAAGGCUUCUCCUUCAUCCAGGACAAGGCCAGGGCUUCUAAUAGUGCAGUGAGGUAAUUGCUUUAAAAAAUUAUGCAAUGUGCAAGCAAUGCAUAUCUUGACAUCUAAGAAAGGUAUAAUUUGAUUUGCUGUUGGAAUUUGUCAUUAAAUUUUUGCAUCGUGAGUCAUCUCUGAUUAUGCGUUUAACAGCCACUAUUUUAAUAAUGUAAUGGACUAAAUUGUUAGCUUAAUUGGCCAGAGACACACACAUAGGUACUUGUUAAUGUUAUUACUUACAAGUGUUAGAACACACAAACAGAAACAGAUUAAUUUUAUUGUUUUAUUUUCCUAUGAUCAUCCCAUGUUAGUGCAUGUCAGCUGUGUCAUAUCCGUGGCCCUUGUUCUAGUUCAUGCUGCAUAAAUUCAAAGUUGAAAAAUAAGUUCGGAGAUAUUAGAUUAAAAAAAAAGAUAUUGUGGUUUUUGUGUUUUGAUAAAGUUGGUUUAAUUCUAUUGUUUUCUGCAUUAUAAUUUUAUGAUUCUGUCUAUGUUAUUUUUAUGUGCGAAAUUUAUCAUAAAAUUUCAAAAAUGCUGAGUGCACCAACACUUAAAUAUAUUAAUGCAUAUUUUCAUGUUCUUGAAUAUGAUUGGCACACGGUGCAUAACAAACUUAAGACUGGAAAAGGCAUGUAUAAGGUAUGGCCUUCAUUUAAAAAUAGGUUCUUUUUUCUCUAGCAAAAAGGAAUUAUGUUAGAUUUGAAUGUCUAAUUUCUAAGAAAAAGUUGAAUAUGCAUGAUUCUUUUAAAGAAAUAAAGCUGUGUGUUGUCAAAUAUUGCAGUGUUUGCUCGUGUGUUGAGAGUGACUAGUUUUUGAUGUGUAUGUAAUCAUAUUUUUUUCUGAAACAGAUUAUCCAGCACCAUCGUUUUCUCCGUGAUAGGUGUCUCGGUGAACAUUUGCUUUUUUAGCCUGUGUGAAGCAUGAGUCUCAAAAAACUUGCAGCCAUCGGGCUCUCUCUUUGGUACACAUUCCCUGAAGAGCACAUAUCAAAGUUAAAAAGAGUAGUAGAGAAAGUGUAAAAGCUGAAAUGGAAGUGCCUAGAGAAUAUAGCAGCAAGUCUGUGGUAAAUAUUAUUUAUCUUUGAGAUUCCCAAAGCUCGAUGGAUUGCUUAUUGAUUUAGUUGGGAAUUCAACUAGUGCAUCAAAGGGUGUUUAAUUUGCUACAAACAAUUCUACGAUGUUGACUCUAUUCUAUAAGUAAAGUGACACAUACACAUAUCUCUCUAUUUGUGUGUGUGCCUGUCUCUCUCAUUCACACUUUUUGUUGCAAAUUCAAGAAGGAAUAUUGUGCUGAACUUCAGAGCUAGGGGUCGAUGUUGAGCAGUAAUUCUUCCCGAGUAGAGCCAUACUUCUUUGUUUUCUUUUGGGGGGGGGGGAGGAGGAAAAAACUAAAAAGUAGAGCCAUACUUGACUCUUCCUGUACAGUGGAUCCUUGGGUGCUGGAAACGACCAAUAAUUUUCAUUUUAUAUUGAGGAGUUUUUUCAGAUUAAGAAAAUGUGAAUAUGUUCAACAACAUAUAUGUCGGGUUUGCAAUUUGAAUGUUGUUGUUUGUGUCUAGGAUAUGUGAUUCUUUAAAUAUCUGUAAAAAUAUGAAAUUCUUAUUAGUUUGUA